GCCGGGAGGGCGGCGGGGCGGGCGGCGGGCGCACAACAGCACUCACCGGGCGGCGGCGCGGCACGGCUCGGCGCGGCUCCGGCUCCGGCUGCGGGAGGCUCGGUGCAGCCGUGUCCCGUAAUUCCCCCCCCCCUUCCCGGUCCCCCCAAAGGAUGGCCGCCCCCGAGACCGGCAGCACAGGCGGUGUGAUCAGCUACGUGGGCUCCAGCGGCACCUCGCCCAACCGCACCAGCCCUGUCUCGCUCUGCAGCGACAGCUCCAACAGCAGCUCCCAGUCCGGCUCCCAGCCCUUCCCCACCUACUUUCCUCCGUCGCCCACCGGCUCCCUUCAGGAUUCCCGCGCCUAUGGCGGGGGCUCGCUGGUCCCCCAUGAGGAUGGCUCCCCUUCAUCCUCCUCCUCUUCCUCCUCCGCCUCAUCGUACGGCUCCUCGGUGAACUUCCCUGGAGUGCAGCAGGUCCCCGUGGAUGAGCGGCGCCGCAGCUCUCCCAGCAAAGCUGGCAGCACUGUCACCAAGCUGAACGGGAUGGUGCUGCUCUGCAAGGUCUGCGGGGACGUCGCCUCUGGCUUCCACUACGGCGUCCACGCGUGCGAGGGCUGCAAGGGCUUCUUCCGCCGCAGCAUCCAGCAGAACAUUCAGUACAAGAAGUGCCUCAAGAACGAGAACUGCUCCAUCGUCCGCAUCAACCGCAACCGCUGCCAGCAGUGCCGCUUCAAGAAGUGCCUGCUGGUUGGCAUGUCCCGCGACGCGGUGCGCUUCGGGCGCAUCCCCAAGCGGGAGAAGCAGCGAAUGCUGGCGGAGAUGCAGAGCGCCAUGAGCAUGGGCAGCGUCCCACCGGCCAUGCCCAGCCCCGGCGAGGGUCCAGCACCGGGCGGCGUCCGCGCACCGCCACCGCCCCCCGGCCCUCCACCGCUCGCCCCCGCCGCCUGCUUCUCCCAGUUCCCGCAGCAGCUGACACCCCCCCGCUCGCCCAGCCCCGGGGGGGCCACCGAGGACGUCAUCGCGCAGGUGGCCAAGGCACACAAGGAGAUCUUCGUCUACGCGCACGACAAGCUGGGACCCCCCCCCCCGCCCUGCGACAGCGGCGGCCUCAUGCGCUGGGAUGCGCCCCCCGCCUGGACCCCCGGUCCCCCUGAACCCCGACUCUGCCCCCCCGCCUACCCGGAGCCCCCGAUGCGGGGCUGCCCCUGGCCCCGUAGCACCAAGGACGUCCUGCCGGCCUGCCCCAUGAACAGCCACUUGCCCGGCCGCAGCGGGCGCUCGGUGCAGGAGAUCUGGGAGGAUUUCUCCCUCAGCUUCACCCCUGCCGUCCGAGAGGUCGUCGAGUUCGCCAAGCACAUUCCCGGCUUCCAGGCCCUCUCUCAGCACGAUCAGGUCACCCUGCUCAAGGCUGGCACCUUCGAGGUGCUGAUGGUUCGCUUCGCCUCGCUCUUCGACGUGAAGGAGCAGACGGUGACCUUCAUGAGCAGGACGAAGUACAGCCUGGAGGAGCUGUGGGGCAUGGGCAUGGGCGACCUGCUCAGCUCCAUGUUCGAGUUCAGCGAGAAGCUCAGCGCCCUGGAGCUCAGCGACGAGGAGCUGGGGCUCUUCACCGCCGUGGUGCUGGUCUCGGCAGACCGCUCGGGGAUGGAGGACACUGCGUCGGUGGAGCAGCUGCAGGAGACCCUGAUCCGUGCCCUGCGGGCGCUGGUGCUCAAGACGCACCCGGCCGAGACCUCCAGGUUCACCAAGCUGCUGCUGAAGCUGCCAGACCUGCGCACCCUCAACAACCUCCACUCCGAGAAGCUGCUCUCUUUCCGCAUCGACGCCCAGUAGGGCCCCCCCCCCCCCCGCCCCCGUCCUCCUCCGGACCCUUCCCCGACCCCCCAAGGCACACCCCUGGACCCCCUCCCCCCAACCGCACCUCACCCGCUGCCACCCCUGUACAUAGCACCGCGGGCGGGGAGGGGGACACACACACAACCCCCCCCCCCACCCCCCUUUCUUUCCCAUGCCCAACUCAAACCCAAGGGACAGCACGAACCCCACGGUGCCCACCGGAGAGAAUAAGACAGGGGGACUGAGCCCCCGGAGGUGGGCACUGACCUGCCAGGACCUCCCUUCUCAAGGCAGUGGCCAGCCCCAUGGCCCCACGACGGGGAGGCGUGUACGGAAAAGGGGGGGGGGGGGGGUGUGUGCUUAGGGUGGGGGUGGGGGGGACGUGUUCCCCCUGCCCUGUGGCCACUCCUCCUCUUCCUCCAACUCUGGCAGCCAGCAGUGGAAAGCAAGAAGCCGGAUCCAAGCCCAGCUGGGGCAGGGAGGAGUGUGUGUGUGUGUGUGUGUGUGUGAUAGAUGAUGGAUUUUUGGG
Pogoniulus pusillus (Red-fronted tinkerbird) is the source of this 2346-nucleotide messenger RNA. RefSeq names its product nuclear receptor subfamily 1 group D member 1 (gene NR1D1). Gene Ontology annotation, molecular function: zinc ion binding; RNA polymerase II cis-regulatory region sequence-specific DNA binding; nuclear receptor activity. Gene Ontology annotation, biological process: response to leptin; negative regulation of transcription by RNA polymerase II; hormone-mediated signaling pathway. The record is from RefSeq and is a predicted model, not a curated record. NCBI's taxonomy places the organism in Eukaryota, Metazoa, Chordata, Aves, Piciformes, Lybiidae.